This is a messenger RNA of Etheostoma spectabile (orangethroat darter), 5696 nucleotides long. Its product is annotated as cAMP-specific 3',5'-cyclic phosphodiesterase 7B. Gene Ontology annotation, biological process: signal transduction. The coding region runs from base 600 to 2198 and encodes 532 amino acids. The record is from RefSeq and is a predicted model, not a curated record. Gene Ontology annotation, molecular function: 3',5'-cyclic-nucleotide phosphodiesterase activity. NCBI's taxonomy places the organism in Eukaryota, Metazoa, Chordata, Actinopteri, Perciformes, Percidae. The transcript has 12 exons.
CAUGAGACAGUGUCCGUGGACCCAAAGCCCCACAAUCGUUCACACAAAUCCUAUUGGUCUGCCGUUGGUGUAGCAGCAUAUGUAGCAGAGUGAGAGAUAGCGCAAGUGAGCUCCGAGUGGGGAGAGGAGGGGCUUUUAGACACAACAACACCGACGUGAGUGAGACUGUAGAUAGAAGAGAGAAUGCGGCAGAAGGAGGGAGCAGACCGCCAGUGGCCGACUCUGGGAGAGAGAGAUUGAGACGGAUUCACACUUCUUUUCAUUGGCUUUACCCUGCUUCUUUUCUCUGCACUUGUUUUGUCUUUUUUAUCACUCUGCAUCCAUUUGCAUUUAGUCUCUCUGUCCCUCUUUCUUUCCUGCUGCUGAUUCUGUCUCUCCCUGCAGCCUUUACUCCACUGUCCCACAUUCUGACUGGCUACUGUCUGUCUGUCUGUCCUCCUCCUCACCUAUGGCUACCUGACAGUCAACUUCCUUUCCCACUCUCUUUUUCACAACUAUCCAUUUUUCUCUCUCCUUCCCCAGUUCCACCCAUGUCUUUACUUUGAUCUUUCCUUUCCUUACACCGGUCUGUCACCUCUCUGUUGUCUUUUGGUGUGAAAAUGCCAGUACUGGAUGAGUUCUGGGGCCCAGAUCUCAGGAUGCGGGACUCCGGUCUUGGUGUUGGAGAAGUUGGGGUCUGUCCAGAUGAGGCUCCCCGUUCACCAAUCUGGGGGCAUCUCAGGGCGCCUCCUUUUACCUGUGGGAGCCUGUCAUUGGCCCUGGAGCUUCCGGCUCUCAUACGGCAGCUCAGGGCAGCCUGGAGGGCUCAUAGAGGAGGCCCUCGGGGGCCCGAGAGUAGUGAGGCGAGCACUUGGGUGGAAUCAGAGAAGGAAGAAGUAGAGGAGGUGAAGCAUCACGUAGAGGACAGAAGCGGUCAUCUGAAAGCUGAUGGCAGACUGGACACUGGUCAUGCUGGUGUGCUGCUGGUUGAGAGACGAGGCUCCUACCCGCUGAUUGACCUGCGAAUCCUCAAAACCAGUGCCCAACAGGGGGAGGUAGAGGCCGACACCAGGAGAAAAGUGAAGCGUCUGCUGAGCUUUCAGAGAUACUGCCACGCCUCCAGGCCACUCAGGGGGUUGGUACCCCACACCCCCGGGUCUCUACACCUACUAGAUGACAACUACCUGGGACAAGCUGCACACAUGCUGUCAAAAGCAGCCAAAUGGAACUUUGACAUUUUCCUCUUUGAUCGUCUUACAAAUGGUAACAGCCUGGUGACUCUGAUGUGCCAUCUUUUCACCGUCUAUGGUCUUGUUCACCACUUCCAGCUGGACAUGGUCAAACUGCACAGGUUUCUCGGCAUGGUUCAAGAAGACUACCACUCCCAGAAUCCCUAUCACAAUGCUGUUCAUGCUGCUGAUGUCACCCAAGCCAUGUACUGUUACCUGAAGGAGCCCAAGCUGGCAGAGCAGCUGAGUCCUCUGGACGUGUUCCUGGGUCUGAUGGCGGCCGCCGCCCACGACGUUGACCAUCCAGGAGUCAACCAGCCCUUCCUCAUUAAGACCAGACACCACCUGGCAUCCCUCUACCAGAACACGUCUGUGCUGGAAAGUCACCACUGGAGAUCCACUGUAGGCAUGCUGCGAGAGUCACGACUGCUGUCCCACUUGCCUGCUGACAUGCAGGACAUGGAACAGCAGCUGGGCUCUCUCAUCCUGGCUACAGACAUCAGUAGGCAGAACGAGUUCCUGUCAACCUUCAGAGAACAUCUGGACAACCAGGACCUGGACCUUCAGCUCGCUUCUCACAGGCACUUCAUACUGCAGAUUGCUCUGAAGUGUGCAGACGUCUGUAAUCCAUGUCGGUUUUGGGAGCUGAGCAGACAGUGGAGCGAGAGGGUGUGUGAGGAGUUCUACAGUCAGGGUGACCUGGAAAGAAAGUUUGACUUUGAGAUUAGUCCUCAGUGUAACCAGCAGGCUGACUCUGUCCCAGCCAUUCAGAUAGGGUUCAUCUCCUACAUCGUGGAGCCUCUGUUUGAGGAGUGGCACCGCUUCACCGAGCCCAGCCUGCUCAGCAGGAACAUGAUGGCUCACCUGUACAAGAACAAGGCCCGCUGGAGCUGCCUACGGAACGCACACACACCGUCAGAAUCCCAGACUCACUCCCACGUAGAGGAGGCCGAAGGAGGACGAGGAGGAGAGGGGGGAGACAUCUCUUAAUCUUUCUCUCCUUUUCUCGAGAAGUUUGAUCUUCCUUUUUUUAAACAGAGGAGUUUAUCCACCUCCUCGUUUGUCCUCCAGCAUAUUUUCUCCAACUGCCGGUGGUUUACAGGCUCUAAACACGGGACCACUGGAUUGGAGUCUGGCUUCAAUUCAUGAGAUAUGUCUCCCUCUGCUGGAGCGGAGGACCCUAGCCCUGCAGGGGGAAUAGAGAAGACUUUGUCAAUUUGACAAAGUCAUGCCUUUACCACAAUGGUAUCUGCUGCAAAGUAUCUGAGAAAAGCAAGGAAUUACAAGGUCAUCUGAAUGCAGAAGAGGGAUCAGUGAAGACAAGUUUUAAUGUGUUUGCACAGUGCUGUUAGAACAAUAAAGAAAUGACAAAGCAGAAAUUGUGUACAAGUCAGCUGGACUGUGCUGGUAAAAUUGACAAAAAUAUAUGAAAGAAAAAUAUAUCCACUAUACUAUAAGUUUGAAACUUUUAGAUAAUACAUACAGUAAUAAGCUCUUUACACUUUUUCUCUUUUUUUGUACAGCUUGCACUUCUAUUGGAUACUAUUUUUUACUAAAGUGCGUUUUUAACUUAAUAAGUUGGUACUAUAAACUGUACAAUGUAUUCUCUUUGAACCGUGUAAGACUGACUGACUGAACCGACCGACACAAUUAAUGAUCAACACAAAGUAUCUACAGCUGGUGUCGCUCAGUUGCUUAACGCUGAUAUCGAUAGCUCGUCAGCUGGAUGUUUUUGGACUCACCGAUGUGGAGAGCACAAACCGGAGCCGUUUUCCACAGUCUUUGUGUUCAUGUAGUCUAUAUCCACAAUGUUCCACUUCCAGGAUUGCUCCGGUGCCCUGGAAAUUCUGCCGGAUGUCUGUUUCCUUCCGCUUUCUAUGUGUUGAAACUGUUAACGCCAGUGGAUUUAUGAGGACUAUGGUUAACCUUUUCUCAGAUCUCUGCAUGGUAAAUCCAGACAGCUAGUUUUCUAUUGCACGAUUAAAACAACCUUUGAACGUACACAUGUUCCACCAAAACACGUUCCUUCCUGUGGCUAUUUUGCAGCGGCACCGUGGUUCUCCCCGGUGCUUAGCGCCCUCCAAGACGAUUGUGAUUGGUUUAAAGAAAUGCCAAUAAACCAGAGCACCCAUCCCAUCUCUCCCAUCCCGGGAAUGCUGUGUGGACUAACCGGACCCUCCUUCACAGCGCUGUGGAGGAAGGUCUGGCAAAGUGAGACUAGUGUUCAUGUAAUGAGUAUUAACUGUAUAUUCUGUACACACUGGGAUGUACAACCUCAGCUCUUCACAUGCCAACAUCUAAGCAAUGUAACCUUUUCAUUGGGUGUAGACAUUGGGAAAUAUAACUCUUACACUGGUGUUACCUUUGUGACAACUCAAUAGGUGCAUUUAUUUAUCUGAUAACCUCACUUUAAAAGCUUGUAUACAACAAAGCCUUAACAGCAACUUGGUCUGUCUGUUAACACAAUUUGUGUGAUAUCAUUUUAUCAUUUUCUGGACAAGCUUUCUUACACCUUCUUCCUGUUUUUCUUCAGCCACACCAGCAUACUGAAACACACACACACGCACACAAACACACAGCAGUGUAGCAGCUUGUUUUCAUCUUUCACCCAGUAUCAGGUUUUUUUUCUUUUUUUUGGUGAGCAUUGUCAAGGUGCUAAAAUACUGUUCUGACUGACAUUGACUCACUUUUUCUUUUUACACUGUACUGUGUGCACUUCAUUGUAAUCGCAAAAAUCCUCUAAUUCUAGCAUCUAGUUCAUGACACAUUGCAGUGAGAAUCAAGACAAUUAAGAAAACUAUGUAGCACCUUUAAUAUGAAAAAUAUGUACACUUCAUUGUCUUAAUGUUAGUAAACUGGUGCAUAUGAAGCUGAUAUACUGUAACCUAAAACAAAGCAUAUAAAGAAUUUGUAAAUACUACUUGGUCCAAAUAUAACAUAUACUGCUAUAAAAUGGCUUAUUUUUACCUCUCUGCUCUAAAUAUAAUAUAAUAAUAUAACUAUAAUAUAAAUAGUUAAGGUUGUCACGUUUAAGAUUCCCGUCUGGCAUGGUGCUAACAGAAGCCCCACGUCUUCCCGGAGCCAUAACCUGAGCUUUAUGAAUCCACCAACCCAGCCAACACUGUGCAAUCUUCAUACAAUGUAUUCUAUAAGCCUAUCACAGAUAUAUUGAUAAAAGUGUCAAAACAAUUAUAUAACAUUUUCUUACAAAGAUCAGUCACUUGCCAAGUUGUAAGAAAGUGGCCAUGUUCAUAAUCUAAUCUAUGUUAAUAAAUAAAUUAAUGUCUUAACUAUAGCACUCUCUUUGCUGAAACUUCCACUAUAUAUAAGCUGUGAUGUUGUCCGAAGCACAAACUGUUGUCACUGUGUUUUACUUCUCUCCUUUUAUGGGGAAUCAAAGACCGUCUCUCAGCGGUUACUAAGAAUGAACCAUGUACUCAGAACACCAGAUACUAUAUAUACUACCUAAAACCGGAUGCCUUGGAUUUCAAUAGCUCUCAGAAUCAGAACUGAUGCAGGGUCACUGAGCCAUACUGGUUUCACUAACAAGUACAAAUGUGUACUGUAUGUGCAUAAAACAGGUUUUCAUGCCAGAGUGAUUACUAUAUCUGAUUCACUAUAAUUAUUGUGUAAAAAGAUGUCAGAUGUCUCAUGAAAUCUGUUAAUUUACUGUGUGACGGUUUAAAAAGAUUUGUUUAGCCCCACUUGGUAUUAUAUACAGUACAGUAGCUUCUAUCAUAAGGUUUAACACAAAAGAUAUUUUUUAUUUUCAUGUUUUCUUUUUUUUAUCCCUUAAAGGGCCACACACGUUUUAAAGUGAUCAAUUAACCUAUCCUGUGGUGCAGUUUCACCCCAAAUUUAACUGUGUGGGUCCAAUAGUAUAAUCUCCAUCUUCACAUGUAGAGUGUAUUGUUAUCCCAACACUCAGAAGUAAGUAGAACACAUCCUUUAUCUUUUGGUGUGUGAUUCCAAUCUAGUGCUGCUUUACUGAGAGAAGUUUAAAUGCAUUUUUUUUUCUGUAUUUUGGUCAUUUGUUUUUGAGUAUGAUCAGCACAGAGACGUGUGAGAAAACAGUCUGAAUACUUUAAACGCUUAUUGUCCAUGUUUGCUUUAAAUGGCUGAAAGUUCAUUCUUUGCCAAACAGUUUCAAAAUAUGUCAAAACAAAAUUAUUUACAAUAGCUGUUUUGGGGUUUUUCAAUCAUAUCACAUGGAAAUUUCCAUUCUUUCUUUGGCCACGAUAGCUACUGAUAGCAGUGGAUAGCUACAGUACAUGCUAGCUACCUUAUGUCUUAAGGUAAAAUAAUGUUAUGCUUAAUACGUAUCAUAGAAUUCUUAAAUGAACACCUUCAAAUGAAGGCUAUUAUAUCCAAAUGAAUACAUGCACUUAGUAAAGUAAUAAGAUGUUUGCCAUCUGUACAUUUCUGUUCUGACAACCAACCUCUGAGCACUGUGAACAAUAAAAUCAAUCUUUUUCAAUUAACACCCAA